GCCCUCCGCGGGCCGCGCCGCACCAUGCUCGGCGGCCCGCGCCGCAUCAUGCUCGGCGGCCCCGAGCGCCUUGUCAAGGUCUCCGUGACACCGGUCGCGGCCCUGGCUGUGGCGCUGCUCUCGUCGCUCUCGCGCUGCUCCCUCCUGGAGCCGGAAGACCCCGCGGUCUCGGCGCUCAGCCCCUACUUCGGCACCAAGACCCGCUACGAGGAUGCCAACCCCGGGCUGCUGCCGGACCCCGAGGCGCCGCGGAGGGACCCUGAGCUGCUGGAGGACACCUGCACCCCGGUGCAGCUGGUCGCCCUCAUCCGCCACGGCACCCGCUACCCUACGGCCAAGCAGAUCCGCAAACUGCGGCAGCUGCACGGCCUGCUGCAGGCCCGCCGGCCCGGCGACGGGCGCGCUGGCCCGGCAGGAGGCCGUGACCUGGGCGCCGCGCUGGCCGACUGGCCGCUGGGAUACGCGGACUGGAUGGACGGGCAGCUGGUGGAGAAGGGGCGGCAGGACAUGCGACAGCUGGCGCUGCGCCUGGCCUCCCUCUUCCCGGCUCUCUUCAGCGUCGAGAACUACGGCCGCCUGCAGCUGGUCACCAGCUCCAAACACCGCUGCGUGGACAGCGGCGCCGCCUUCCUGCAGGGGCUGUGGCAGUACUACCACCCGGGGCUGCCGCCGCCCGACGUCGCAGACAUGGAGUGUGGACCUCCAAGAAUUAAUGAUAAACUAAUGAGGUUCUUUGAUCAUUGUGAGAAGUUUUUAACUGAAGUGGAAAAGAAUGCUACGGCUCUUUAUCAUGUAGAAGCCUUCAAAACUGGACCAGAAAUGCAGAACAUUUUAAAAAAGGUUGCAGCUACUUUGCAAGUGCCAGUCAACAAUUUAAAUGCGGAUUUAAUUCAGGUAGCUUUUUUUACCUGUUCAUUUGACCUGGCAAUUAAAGGUGUUAAAUCUCCUUGGUGUGAUGUUUUUGACAUAGAUGACGCAAAGGUAUUAGAAUAUUUAAAUGAUCUGAAACAGUAUUGGAAAAGAGGGUAUGGAUAUACUAUUAAUAGUCGAUCCAGCUGCACCCUGUUUCAGGAUAUCUUCCAGCACUUGGACAAAGCAAUUGAACAGAAACAAAGGUCUCAGCCAAUUUCCUCUCCAGUCAUCCUUCAGUUUGGUCACGCAGAGACCCUUCUUCCACUGCUCUCUCUCAUGGGCUACUUCAAAGAUAAGGAGCCCCUAACAGCUUAUAAUUACAAGGAACAAUUGCAUCGCAAAUUCCGAAGUGGCCACAUUGUGCCCUACGCCUCGAACCUAAUAUUCGUGCUUUACCACUGUAAAAAUGCUAAGACUCCCAAGGAGGAAUUCCGAGUGCAGAUGCUAUUGAAUGAGAAGGUGUUACCAUUGGCUCACUCACAAGAAACUGCCUCCUUGUACGAGGAUCUAAAGGACCACUACAAGGACAUCCUUCAGAACUGUCAGACCAGUGAAGAGUGCCAGUUACCAAAGGUGAACAAUACGUCUGACGAGCUCUGAGUCACUGGAGAACGUUUUUCAUUCAUCGGGGAGUGAUUCAUAGGGAGUGAUUACAUGCUUGGAAUAGGUGGGCAAUCCACGGUUACAGAAAGCUUUCACAAUACUUGAGUAUUUCUGUCUUUUCACAGAAAAAUGUUGAAUUUCUAUUUGAAUCCAGACAUGGAUGUGUAAGACACUAUUCUUCACUGGAGCAGCUCUCUUAGAAAAAAUUCUACUUAAAGAAAUAGCUGGUACUGCAAACAUUUACAGAAAUUAAGAUCCUGUUUAUUUAAGAAGUCUCACACUGAGAUACAGAAUAUGAUUUCAAAAUGAUACUUGAAAGUGCUAGACUCACAACGUAUGUCAUUUGGAUGAUCAUUAACUUGACGGGACUAAGCGUAGGGACUUCCAGUUGUGAUGCCUUUCUUCGUCUUUCCCUCAGGUGGCAGUUCUGGUAUCGUUGGUCUUCAUCAGAAAUAGUGUGGGGCCCGGGACUGUUGCUUUGGAAGAAAGCUGACCUCUCUCUAGUUAAGAAUUUGAAAUAAUAUUAAGAAACAGAGUGCGAUUUUCAAAGGACACCUUCACUGAACGAAGACAAGUAUAAUAAAAUAGAUAUUUUUGUUAAUAGUAUUUAUAAAGUAUUUGAACACUUUUUCGAUAAUUCCUUUUAACCUCCUAGUAAGUGUUGCAAGGCCUUUCCUAAAUUAUUAUCCUACCUGUUUUACAUUUAUAACAAUGAAAGGACAAAGACGACCGUUAGCAACAAGGAAGACAGAAUCGGAGUUUCUUAAAUCCAUUGCUUCGCAAUUUUUUUCAUUCUGUCACUUUGCUUCUAUUUUUAUAUUUUGCUAUUAUGUGAAAUGUGUCUUUUGGUUAUUGCUUUUCCAUUCUUUUUUCUUUUUUUCCCCUAAGUAAAGACUUUAUCCUGAUAGCUUAGUUUCACAGAUCUGAACCCAU
Molecule: messenger RNA, 2448 nt
Organism: Odobenus rosmarus divergens (Pacific walrus)
Lineage: Eukaryota; Metazoa; Chordata; Mammalia; Carnivora; Odobenidae
Gene: MINPP1
Product: multiple inositol-polyphosphate phosphatase 1
Exons: 5
Coding region: 25-1512 (495 amino acids)
Molecular function (GO): inositol phosphate phosphatase activity; acid phosphatase activity
Source: RefSeq, a predicted model, not a curated record